UAUUCUUGGGGGAAAAAACGGUCUGUGUUUUUUUGGAUCAUGUAAAUUCCAGUAGGCCUACCAUGGUAGACUAUACUUUAAAGUAACAGCGUAACUACAGUAGGCAUAGGUAUGAUCAUAAUGACUGUAGUGAUAAUGGUUAUCAUGGUAUUCAAGUCUUUCGGAUGAUUUGAAAUGACGUUUGUUUUGAUAUGCUUUUGUGGUGAUAGAAAAUCAAAAUACAUUUUAUUUACAGGGUUAAUUUUACAGCGAACAUUUGACAGCUAUCAUAUUUACACAUAAUAAUUGAACUAACCUGAAAGCAGCUAAGUGAAAUUAAAGCCUACGUUCUCAAAACUUUGAUGAAUCUUUUGACAAGGGUAUCUCAAGUUUAUGAAUAAACGUUCUUCCAGCAACGUUACGUUGUGCUCUCAAAGCGUCAUCGUUUUUUCUUUCUUCUGAUGUUUUUGAAUCGUUAAUUUUUUUGUAAACUUUGAAAAAGGGAGGUUUUUAACAUCCAGAGACCAUUCCAAAAUGUUCCUACCAUAAUGGGAAGUUGCGAAAGUUCUUAACACAUAUUUUCUGAGCUGGGAGUAUAUAUAUCUACAUCUCACACGACUAGGCUACUCGUAAUAGAGCGUCAGUUUCUUAUUUGGGGACGAUUUUAGACUCAUGCAAAAAUGAAACCACUCGACUGUUUAAAUAUGUGAGUUUUAAAUGUGGAUUUAUAUCCAGUUAUGUGAUGAAACAAUGGACAACCGAUGUUCGACCCCUUGUUGAGAGAGAGAGAGAGAGAGAGAGAGAGAGAGAGAGAGAGAGAGAGAGAGAGAGGAAUAGAGAUUUGGCGCCCUCUUCUGAUAAAACUAGAGAACUUCAAAGACCGGAUCUGAGGUAGCUUAGUUGAAAGAGAAAAAAAAUAUUACUGUAACUAGGAGUUGUGCCAUCAGAGUUCAACCAGUGUUUAUAAGUAUCAUUAUCAUUAUAUUUAUACGUUUUCUCAAAAUACAAAAAAUAUCGGUUUCAUAUUUAUGAUAUUAUGAAUUCCGAUGUGUUCCUGGUCUCUUGGCUUCGUUUGUGUGCGUUCUUUACGUGAACCCACGCAUAGGCAAAGCGAUCCAUGUCUGGUGUUUUAUUGGGGUUAGUUACUGUUUAACAUCUCCACCCAACUUUCAGUUUGUUUAGUAAAUCGAUCUAAUGAGGCUCCCCCAACACCACCAAUAGUAUUUUUUCCAUUUUGACAUGUUAAACACUUAAUUUGCUCUCUAUAUCAGCCUAAAUAUAAUAUUUAUUAGGACAAAGCGUUUUGGUUUUGGUGGAUUAAUGCAAAUCGUUGUUGGACGUGGAGAAGAAAACAUGCCGACAGAGCCCGACAUCAGUCAAGGAGAAAAUGGCCUGAGCUCCAACUGCGCAAUCUGUGGCGAUAAAGCCACAGGUAAACAUUAUGGUGCCUCCAGCUGUGAUGGCUGCAAAGGAUUCUUCCGCCGGAGCAUCAGGAAAAGUCAUGUCUACUCCUGCAGGUUUAACCGUCAGUGUGUUGUUGAUAAAGACAAAAGGAAUCAGUGCCGUUUCUGCAGACUUCACAAAUGCUUUCGAGCUGGAAUGAAGAAAGAAGCCGUUCAAAAUGAACGGGAUCGUAUCAGCUCGAGGAGGACCAUACAAGACUCCCAUGACCUGCCGCCAAUCACGGCCCUGGCUCACGCUGAAGCUCUCUCGCAGCAGAUCAGCCCAAUGGGCCCUGAUGAUGUUUCAGAGAAAAAAUCAGCCACUAUCAGUGACGUCUGUGAAUCUAUGAAGCAACAGCUGCUUGUUCUGGUAGAGUGGGCUAAAUACAUCCCAGCCUUCGGCGAAUUGCCACUUGAUGACCAGGUUAGUUUAUUAAGAGCUCAUGCCGGAGAGGAUCUUCUGCUUGGUGUGGCUAAAAGGUCAAUGCCAUACAAAGAUCUCUUGCUUCUAGGAAAUGGCUGUGUUGUCCAUCGAAACUGCCCAGAGCCAGAAAUCGGUCGCGUAUCUAACCGAGUCUUGGAUGAACUGGUUCUACCCUUCCAGGACAUCCAAAUUGAUGACAAUGAAUACGCAGCUCUAAAGGCCAUUGUGUUCUUCGACCCUGACGCCAAAAGCUUAAGAGAUCCUUCUAAGAUCAAGGCGAUGCGCUAUCAGGUUCAAAUGAGUCUGGAAGACUACAUUAAUGACCGGCAGUAUGACUCGCGAGGGCGAUUCGGGGAGCUUUUGCUGCUUCUUCCUACUCUGCAAAGCAUCACCUGGCAGAUGAUUGAGCAGCUACAGUUUAUCAAGCUUUUCAGUCCCGCCAAGAUAGAUAACCUGCUGCAGGAGAUGCUUCUUGGGGGUCUAACCACGGAUCAACCUCAUUUACAUCACAAUGGUCACCCUCAGAUUCCAAUAAUGGGACAGACCAUAGUCAUUAGCUCCAUCCCAGGACCUGCACACUCACAGCAGAUGGCAUCCCCAGAUACCCCCAUUCCAUCUCCCACUUCAGUACAGGAGGUGUACAAGCCCCCCGGCAGCCCGACUCUCUUGCUCCUGCCACAGCCCAUGCCAAACAGACCCUCUCCCGAGCCUCCCCUUUGAGCCUCCUCGCUGCUGCGGGCCCUGUGUGUUUGUACAGUGUAGGUAUGUGUAAACUGUGUGAGUUAUGCCCUUCCCCACAUCCAGUGCAACAUAUUUAUCUGAUCGAAAGAGAAUUUUGCAAAACAAUUUCACAUUUAUUGUCUAAGUGGAUCACCACUAACUGAAAAAGGUAUUUCAACAAAAAUGUAUUUCUCCUUGUAUCAGCCUACUGCUGGUGACCUAUAGUAAAUAUUUACAAUAUUAGUUUUUAAUAAAUUAUUGUUAGUUUAAAAGAGGCUUAUCAAAAAAAUUUUGUAUUAAUAAAAAGUCAAGAUUUAAAUUAUUAAUAAAAUUAUAUUAUGCAACUCUAAAGAAAUGUAACAUUUUGCUUGAAAAUGUGCCCUUAAACACAAUAAAUGCUCUUAGUGCCUGA
Messenger RNA from Carassius carassius (crucian carp), 2977 nucleotides. RefSeq names its product hepatocyte nuclear factor 4-gamma-like. The transcript is spliced from 10 exons. The coding region runs from base 1300 to 2565 and encodes 421 amino acids. The record is from RefSeq and is a predicted model, not a curated record. Gene Ontology annotation, biological process: regulation of transcription by RNA polymerase II; cell differentiation; anatomical structure development. Gene Ontology annotation, cellular component: nucleus. Lineage: Eukaryota; Metazoa; Chordata; Actinopteri; Cypriniformes; Cyprinidae. Gene Ontology annotation, molecular function: RNA polymerase II cis-regulatory region sequence-specific DNA binding; zinc ion binding; nuclear steroid receptor activity.